This is a messenger RNA of Aspergillus brunneoviolaceus CBS 621.78, 3843 nucleotides long. RefSeq names its product acetyl-CoA synthetase-like protein. The transcript is spliced from 3 exons. Gene Ontology annotation, biological process: amino acid activation for nonribosomal peptide biosynthetic process; secondary metabolite biosynthetic process. Gene Ontology annotation, cellular component: cytoplasm. NCBI's taxonomy places the organism in Eukaryota, Fungi, Ascomycota, Eurotiomycetes, Eurotiales, Aspergillaceae. The record is from RefSeq and is a predicted model, not a curated record. Gene Ontology annotation, molecular function: phosphopantetheine binding; catalytic activity. Bases 1 to 3843 code for a protein of 1280 amino acids.
AUGACGGCAAUCGUUUCGCCGCCAAUAUGUAUUCUUCCGAGGGUUGCCCUUUCCGCCAGUGCUGAUACUUCGGCCAGAGCCGCGUCGAGGCCAGGAGAGCGCGAAUCGGUAGUGCUGGAAUGGUCCCAAACGGAUGCACGGAAGUGGCUUGAGAGCGGAAGCAAGGUAGAUUCCUUGGUGCGGGUGGCUUGGGCCCUGCUGCUGCGAAGCUAUACCUCUCUGGAUCACAUCUGCUUCGAGCUUGCCACGAGCACAAGGAGGCAAUUCGAGUUGUACGAUUGCCACAUCACCGGCACGACUACUCUUCAGGACAUUCUGCAAAAGAAGGGGCGAGUGAUUGACUUUGACCCUAUGAGCUGGUCUCGUCAGCAAGUCAAGGCAUUGGCUCAGACUUUCCACCACGCAAUAUCGGCUGUCAUUCGAGACCCCGAGCAACAAGUGGGAAACAUGGAUUUGUGCAGUGAAGAGGAUGUCGAACGUAUGGCUAGAUGGAAUAUGCCUUUCCGAAGGACCUCCGUCAAUGACCAAUGCGUGACGGAGAUCGUUCUGCGCUCUUGUCGCGAACGACCAGAAGCCAUCGCAAUUUCAGCUUGGGACGGGGAGGUCACAUACGGCGAGCUAGAGCGGCUGACCGCUAGGCUUGCCACAAAGCUGAUCAGAAUGGGUGUUGGCCCCGAGGUGACCGUUCCCAUACUUACGGAAAAGUCAAAAUGGUUAGUGGUCGCGGCCUUGGGCGUGAUGCGUGCGGGUGGUUCCUUCCUCACGGUGGAUGUAUCCAAUCCGUUCGAGCGCAUUAGAAAGAUGAUUGAGACCGUUUCUGCGCCACUUGUCGCGUGUUCGCGCGGUUGCGAGUCGCUAUCCCGUCGCUUGACCCCGACAACCGUGAUCAUUGAAGACGCUGCGACCUCUCUCGACCAGGACAUUGACGACAGAGCUCUGCAGCAACAACAGGAGCGAUCGUCACCUUCAGAUGCUCUGUACGUGGUCUUCACAUCGGGGAGCACGUCGGAGCCUAAGGGUCUAGUACUUGAGCAUAGGGCAUUCUGCGCCUCGGCUCUGGCAACGAUAGGACCGCUGAUGCUGGGACCAGACACCCGCCGCGUACAAUCUGCCGCGAAUGGGUUUACCCUGUGCAACCGCGAACUUCUGCUCAUGCCUAUGGUGGGGGGUUGCCUUUGCAUUCCCUCUGAUAACGACAUACGGAUGGACCUGGCAGGGUUCAUCAACCGCCACCGUUGCAACUAUGCAUUCUUGACGCCAGUUUUGGUGGACGUUGUGAAGCCACUUGAUGUCCCGACCCUUCGUGUGCUCUUACUUGGGGGGACAACAAUUGGCAUGUCCCAGGUGAAGGAGUGGGCAAAGCAUGUGCGUGUGAUGUACGGGUAUGGGGCAACUGAAACGGCCGGGGUUGCCAUACUAGCUCCUGACUUUGGGCCAGGUUGGGAUGAACGCAGCGUCGGGUAUGCCUGUGACCCUUGCUUGUGGGUCGUAGAUGUGGAUGACCCGAACCGCCUGGCACCUGUCGGAGCCGUUGGGGAGCUUGUGCUUCAAGGAAAGGGUCUCGCAAGGGGGUAUUGGGGUGACGAGGAGAAAAGUCGUCUCGUGUUCAUGAAGUCAGCCGACUGGCAAACCCGAGUCAUUCCGUACGGAUUUGGCAGUUUCCGAGAGCGCCUCUACCGCACUGGAGACUUGGUGCGGUACAAUCUGGAUGGGUCUAUCCAGUACAUUUCACGAAAAGAUAGCAUGAUUAAGGUGAGCGGCAGGAGGGUGGAUCCCGGGGAGAUUGAGCAUCACCUCACCAAGUGUCCGGAGCUCGUCAGUCGCGACGGACUCAAGCAUCGUGGGAAGAUUAUGCGGGCGCAACUCGCUGCGGUCAUUGAACAUAGCUCAAGCUCAGCGCAGGGCCCAAAAGUACAGAAAGCUGGGGCCUUAGCCAUGGUUCCAUGUGAUUUCAAGUGCGAAUUGGCAACAGCAGCCAAGAAGUAUCUGAUGACCCGUGUCCCUGGAUAUAUGAUGCCACCUCACUUUUUCCUCGUCGAAGAAAUGCCGCUGAACAAGUCAGGGAAGUUUGAUCGGUUUCGGCUGAAAUCGGUGGUAUCUGAGACGCUAACCGCAGCCAACGAGGAAUAUCCCGAGCCAGAGGAUUCAUGUCUGACCCCGAUGGCCAUUUCAACAAGGGCAAAAUUGGUCAAAGCGACAGAAGCGUCGCAGGUUCCUAUGGCUGAUAAUGCCCCAGAUGACGCAUCGGUCCCAGUAGUGCAGUUGCGGAAAUUGAUAGCUCAGGUCCUUAAGCUUCCUCAGGAUACGGUCCGAGCCGACAGCAAUUUCUUCGCAAUCGGAGGAGAUUCAAUAACCUCAUUUCAGCUGGCUUGGCUCGCAGGCAGAGAAGGUCUGCAUUUGACAGAAGAUACCAUUCUAAACUGUCCAAUCUUGUCCGACAUGGCCCAGGCAUCGAGGCCAAAACCUUCACAUAAUGGGCGCCAGGCAACGCGGACGAGCUCUGGCAAAGAGCAAUUCGCUGCUGCUCAGAAUGAAGGAUUGCGUCGACUAGUACCGGCGGAGCUAUAUUCUUUGGUGCUCGAGAUGCUGCCCCUUGCCGACUUUCAACAGACGAGCUUGACAAUGAUGAACUACCGGUAUUUCCGGUUCGGCCUGCCCUUGAACUUCGAUCGGAGCCGGGUCAUCCGUGCUUGUCAGCAGCUCAUUGCUCGGCAUACAAUUCUGCGAACGGCCUUUGUCGCUCAGAACGGCGAAUAUGCUCAGGUAGUGUUGAAAGACUGGCCGCUGACAAUUCGUGACUUCGAAACGGAUAAUCUGGACCGAUAUUGUUCGGACGACAAUGCUGUCGCAGAGAGUCCCUCAAGUGGUAGACCGCCCUUUGUUUCGCAGUUGGUGACUCUCAAGCAAACGGGCGACGUGUUUCUCGUAUUCCGGAUCGCCCAUGCGCUCUACGACGGGCUUUCGGCCUCCGUCCUCGUCGGUGACUUUGCUGCUCUUUACAACGAGAAGCCAUUGCCUGCGACAAGCCCAUUCUCCGCUCACCUGCAAGCAGUGCUGGGGCUACAGACGGACAUUGCGUAUAAUACUUGGCGAAAGGUCCUGCAGGGAACCCGGAUGACUUCACUACGCGAGCACAGACUUCCUAUCCCCGGGCCGGAGGGCAGUACUGCACGGCCGGCAUAUGUGGUUAAUGUCGUAAAGACAAUCCCUGCUGUUUCCUUGCCAUCCGGGAUCACCCUAGCCAGCUUGCUGAAGGCGGCAUGGGCUGUCACGCUUCUCCGGUACUUUGCUUCGCAAUCUGAGAGCUCUGAGGCUGUCGUCUUCGGACAAGUUGUGCACGGACGGAAUGUCGAUGUGGCCCAUGCUGACCGCAUCCUCGGCCCUUGUAUUAGCAUUGUCCCUGUCUCCGUCUUGUUUGAGCCGAUGGCCUCCAAAAUUGCGGUCCUUCACGCGAUUCAACAGCAGCACCUCGAGACUAUGCCCUACUCCGCAUUGGGAUAUCGAGACAUCGUGAGGAACUGCACGACCUGGCCCACGCCUACUCCUCUCGCCAGCUUCGUGCGUGUCCGCAAUUAUGAAUUUCCGACUGACUGCUGGCUCGAUGGAGUCCAGUGCCACGCCAGCCAUUAUCCCCUGCCCAAUAAUCCUUCACAGGCAGCCAAUGUGCAUAUUCUUCCUGAGGCGAACCUACUGCAUGUGAACAUCGCGACCUCGAGUCACAUCCUUAGUGAGCCGCAGGUAGAGUACCUGGUUGGGGAGUAUUGCCAGACGAUUCAAAGUUUCGACAGGAGCGUCAUUGAACGCGAGUCGCAUAUUCUUGGACCGGAGCCCUCGCGUGUGUAA